Messenger RNA from Copidosoma floridanum, 1642 nucleotides. It is a transcript of the gene Ugalt, whose product is annotated as UDP-galactose transporter. The record is from RefSeq and is a predicted model, not a curated record. Gene Ontology annotation, cellular component: Golgi membrane. Gene Ontology annotation, molecular function: pyrimidine nucleotide-sugar transmembrane transporter activity. NCBI's taxonomy places the organism in Eukaryota, Metazoa, Arthropoda, Insecta, Hymenoptera, Encyrtidae. Gene Ontology annotation, biological process: pyrimidine nucleotide-sugar transmembrane transport.
UAUCUUUAACCCGGAAAUCCACCUCAAUACCAGCUGCUGCUCUGCAGCCGAAAGUUGGCUUAUUACGGGGCGAAAGUCAGGCCAAGCUGCCUGAAGCUGCGCCCAAAGUGGCAACCAAGCUUGGCCCAAGAUGUGGCCCACUUUCCAUUUCCACUCGGGCAAGUAGAAGCAGCCUAAAGCCAAAAGAAAUUAAGUAACGAUUUAGAUAUCUGGGGAAUGUAAGAUACCGCUUUAUUCAAUGUAUAUGAGAUAACAGCAACGUUUAUCGUGCACACGACGCUACAGGCUUACUAUGAAACAAAAUGCCCACCUGCUCAAAUAUAUUAGUCUCGUUACACUCACGCUGCAGAAUGCCCUGGUUGGUCUUAGCAUGCGAUACGCUCGCACCAGGUCAGGGGACAUGUUCCUAUCCUCCACAGCUGUUUUCAUGGCAGAGGUGGUAAAGCUGGUAACGUGCUUGUUUGUGGUGUAUUUUGAAGAAGGUAGUUUUGUUAAAUUCCUCCGAACACUAGACAGUACUAUUAUCAAGCAACCUAAAGAUACUCUAAAAGUCUGUGUGCCCUCCAUGGUUUAUGUGAUUCAGAACAAUCUGCUGUACAUAUCUGCAUCUAAUUUGGAUGCAGCCACAUACCAGGUGUCCUAUCAAUUGAAAAUUUUAACUACAGCUUUCUUUGCGGUUGUUAUUCUAAAGAAAACUCUAAGAAGGAUUCAGUGGGGUGCUUUAGUGAUACUUCUAACAGGUGUGAUACUAGUGCAGCUAGCUCAGGGUGGCCCACAAACUGUUCCAUCAGGGAUUGAACAGAACCGACUGCUAGGCUUCACUGCAGCAUUAACCGCCUGUUUCCUGUCUGGCUUUGCGGGUAUAUAUUUCGAAAAAAUUCUCAAGGGAUCUGAAAUCUCCAUAUGGAUGAGGAACGUCCAAUUGAGUCUUUUAUCUCUGCCAGUCGGCAUUUUGACAUGUUACUUGAAUGACGGCAAAGUCAUACAAGACCAAGGCUUUUUCUUUGGCUACGAUGGCUUUGUGAUAUAUCUUAUUGUGUUGUCUGCAUGUGGUGGAUUAAUUGUUGCAAUGGUUGUCAAACACGCGGAUAAUAUUCUAAAAGGUUUUGCGACAUCUCUCGCGAUCGUGAUAUCAUGUGUAGCUUCAAUUUAUCUUUUUGAUUUUCAAUUGACGCUGCAGUUUACGUUGGGUGCAGCACUCGUCAUUUGUUCUAUUUUCAUGUACAGUCAUCAACCUAAAAACGAUAGAAUAGUUUAACUUUUAAGGUGGUAUAAAAUUUGUACAUUCUUUGGUUUCGUUAAACGAAACGUUGACGAUUAUAUAUGCCUUGUAAAAUAAUCCAAUACAUCUUUAGUAGCCAUAGAAUAUUUUAGUUGAUAAUUUUUUACAAAAUUUUGAUUUAUUUAACUGUUGACAUAAAACUCAAUAUAUCUAGAUACUAAUAAUUUUCUUAUUAGCGUUUACAUUGUUUGUUUAAUAUAAAAAAUUUUAAAAUCUAAUUUUUUAAAAGUUGGAAGGGAAAAGUCGAUAGGAAUCGAUAUUAAUGACAAUCUAACUAUAAAAGGGACGUUUGCAAUUUGAUUAUGUAUAAAACUAUUUUUGUACACUUAAGAUAAGGAAUUGUAUAUAAAGAGCAUGCGU